UAUACGGAAGGAGCUUAAUGCGGAAGUUAAAGAUGCUGCAUUUGUUUGGACAUUAACUACAGUGAAUUCUUACUUAUUUGUUUUGUUCAGUUACUGAUUUAAGCCUAAACAGAACUUCGUGAAGGAUUUAAGCGGCUGCUUGUUGUCGUCACACACGAAAUGGAGGACGCAAACCCGGAGACGAUGACGUCACCGUUAGGGCAGGUGUCCAGCAAGUCUAAGUUGGAUACUCUGUCAAAAGAUGAUCUCAUCAAGUUUGCAAAGAAACAAAUGGUGGCAAUGCAGAAGAUUAAAUUCAAAUGUGCAGAUUUGGAGAAGGAGCUGGAGGUGCUCAGAAGUCCUUCAGAUGACACAGUUAUUCAGGAGCUGAGGGAGAGAAUGGACGCUGUACUGCUGGAGAAAGCUGAGACUCAUCAGAGUUUAACAUCACUGCGCAAAGAACACGAGGAGCUCAAGAGACAAGCACAUGAAACAAUAGAGAAGUUGACGGCGCUUCAGGAUGAAGUUCACAUGAAGAAUAAAGAGUGUGCAGACCUGCAGACGCACACCACCCAACUCACUGCUGACCUCCAGAGCAUCUGUGGAGAACACGAGUCCAAGAUAUCUCAAUAUCAAAGAGAACUGGAGGGAUCCAAGCGGCAGUUUACGGUGGAGAUGGAAGCUCUUACAGACUCUCAGCUGCUGAGGCUCACAGAAUCCCAGCAGGAGAUGGAGAACCUCCAGCAGGAGAUCCACAGACUGAACCGACAGUAUGAAGAUGAUGUGAGAGAGCUGGAGGAACAGCUGGAGAUGAACGCUGCCGACUUCGAGAAGGAGAGAGAACGGCUGCUGUUGCUUCACGAUGAGCUGUCAGAGCAGCUGGCGCUGAAGGAGGGAUUCCUCCAAGACGUUCAAGAAGAAGAAGAGGACGCCGCUGCCGCCAGAGUCAUUCAGGAAGAUUCGGGGAUCGCGAAGGUGCUGGAUUUCCAGCCAUCUGACGACUCCGGCGAUGAAGCUGCCAUGCUCAAAUCUGCACUGGAGGAUUUGCAGUCACGGACGGUCAUGCUUCAGGAAGAACUGACCUUUCUGAGAAACGUGAAACUGGAGCUGGAGUCUGAGCUGAAGCAGGUCAAACAUGACUUCACCGUGGAGAAGGAAGAACUGGAGUUCAGAAUCAACGAGCUUCAAAUGAACAAAGACGACGGUGACACGUCCGUAGACAAGACAGGAAAAAGAUGCCCAAUCUCUGUUGAACGUCGUCAUCAGAACGUCCAAACCAUGGACGGCAGUGCCGAACAUCAAGAAGAGAUUCAUCAGAUUCGGACACACCCAAAUGUGGAUCUCCAAGAGAAAGCCCAAGACUUUAUCACACAAUAUCAGCUGAAGAAAAGGCAGACGGAAGCUUCUCUUCAGACUCUACAAGAGAAUCUUAAGAGCGUCUUCCAGGAGCGAGAGCGACCGUUGGAGAAUCUCUCAAAUGCAGAUGGUACGUCAGAGCUGUCCUUUGAGGACGCGAGGAGAGAAAGUGAAGACAUUCUAUUGCAGCUGCUACAACCGGACACUCUCGUGGAAGAGUUGAAAGAAAUGCUGGACAGCGGAUGGAAUAUCAGGAAACAUCAGGACGAUGACAACGAGAAUCUGAUAAGCAGAGAAAAGGAGGAGCGUAUAAAGACUCUGGAGGAGGACGCCUGUGCUCUUCGAUCCCGAGACAAACAUCUCACGUCUCAGAUCUCACAUCUGUCAGAAGAGAGGGACGCCCUUCAGAGGAACAUGAAUGUUAGUCGACGUCAACUCUCUGAAGCUCUGAAUCGCAUCGCUGAAAUCCUCCAGCAGAACGAUUCUGAGGCUGAAGUCGACGUGACGUCUGACAUCUCGACCUUGAUAGACCAUCUCGUGACGAAAGCCAAGGAAGAGAAAAGCAGAUUAACCCAGCAGUUUGAGGAAAGAGCCGAGCGCUUGGCCGUAGACUUGGAGAACGCCAGGCGUCUGGGUGAGGAGCAGACGACUGAGCUUCAGGAACAUCUCAAAGACAUCAGCCGAGAGAAAGAGCUGCUGAAGGCCAGUUUACAUGACAUGCUGUUAGACACGGAAGCACUGCAGAAAGACCUGCGAGAAAUCCAAGCCAUGAAUGAAAAGCUGAGAGGUGAAAACCAGACCCUCCUCACUCAGAUCACUGAUUUCAGCAGGAGUCUAGAGGAGAAACCACGUGAAGAACAUACUGACACACAAGUGAGUGACACGACACAACUCCAGCAGAGUCUUGCUGAGAAACAUGCUCUCAUAUCACAGAUGACGGAAGAAAUCUGCCGCGCACAGCAGACGUCAGUCUCUGAUGAAGACAUGAAAGUGUUAUCUCAUAAAAUAGAAAUCCUGGAGAAAGAAAUGAAAGCCAAAGAUGAGCGGAUGAAUAAAAUCAAAGCUGUGGCUGUAAAGGCCAAAAAGGAACUUGACAACAGCAAGAAAGAGGUUGUUGCUUUAAGUGAAGAAGUUGGAAUGUUGAAGGAUGAUCGAGACAAACUAUCAGGAUUCAUGAAGGACAUCAUUCAUGGAGCAGAAGACUAUAAGAAUUUGUUGGUGGAAUAUGACAAGCUGAGUGAAGUUCUGGAGAAAGGGAAAGAGAAGCUGGAACAGGCAGAGCAACUCAAUGAAGAUUUAAGCAGACGUCUAGAGAACACAAGUCAGCAGCAUGAGCUCUUGUCGUCCGAGCGAGAGGAUCUGAUGGUGAGGACAGAGACGCUUCGGAGUAACGUCACCCAGCUGCAGUCACACACACUGGAGCUCCAGAAGAUGAACGGUGGCCUGGAGAAACAGCUGGAGGCAGAACGACUUGUAAAAGAACAGAAGGCUAAGGACCAUCAGUCUGCUGUGAAAGAUGUGGAGGAGCUUCAGGCUCAGAUAAGCAAACUCAAACAUCAACUCCAGCAGACAGCUCAGGAACUGGAGCAGCUAAGAAAGGACGCCCAGCAGAGCACAUUAAUGGACAUGGAGAUGGCAGAUUAUGAGAAACUGGUGAAAGAACUCAAUCACAAACUGUGUGAGAGAGAUAGACAGAUCGAAGAGUAUAAAACACAACAACAAACACAGAAAGAACAAGAACAGCGGCUGAAUGAAGAAAUCGAGUUUCUGAAGGUGAAGGUGGAUCAGACAGAAGAGAAAGCAUCCAAGAUGAAACAACUGCUGGUCAAAACCAAGAAGGAUCUUGGAGAUGCAAAGCAAAAAAAAGCAGAACAGAUAGUGACUCAAUCUGCUCUGAGAGGAGAACUGGAGGCCCAUCAACAGCAGCUGGAGGAAUAUAAGAUCCAGCACAGUGAUCUUACAGCAGAGAAACAUCGACUGGAGGAACAGCUGAAGAUGAUGAAUGAUCAACAGCAGAGAUCCUCCAGCUCCUAUCAGCUCAAACUCAACGUCCUGCAGGACGAAUGCACCGCUGCCAAGGCCGAGCUCGCUGCCACUGUGUCUGAGUUUGAGAGUUACAAGGUGCGAGUCCACAACGUCCUGAAGCAACAGAAACACAAGAGCUCAAAGCAGAGCGAUGAAGAAGCGUUCAGACAGGACAGAGAGCACAUGGACGGUGUGCUGGAGCGUCUGCGCAGACAGCUGCAGGAGAGUCAGCAGACGCUUCAUUCGAGUACAGCGGAACUGCAGCAGCUGCACGUAGAACACGACACGCUGCUAGAACGACACAACAAGAUCCUGCAGGAGAGCGUCACUAAAGAAGCUGAACUCAGAGAGAGACUGUUGACGCUUCAGUCUGAGAACAUGUCACUGAAGUCUGAACACGGACAGUGCAUGUCUCACCUGAACGCUCAGACCGAAGCCCUUCUGAACAGCUUCCGCGAGCAAGUGCGCCACCUGCAGGAAGAACACUGCAGUACGAUGGAGACGCUACAACAGCACAUCAGUCGUCUGGAGACGCAGCUGUUUCACAUGCAGAAAGAAUCCAGCAGCAGCAGCAGCGGUCCAGCCGUGGCAUCGAGCCGGAAGUGUCAGGUGGACAGAAAGGUUAUUGAUGUUCCUCAGUUUGAUCUGCAAGGUGUCGCUCGUGAGGAGUGUGAGGGGAUGGAAACCACAGAGACUGAAUCAGCGUCGUCUCCUGGGACCCCGCUGGCCUCUCUAGAGCACCUCCUCACUGCUCCAGACCCCAAACACGAGCCUGUUGUUUGGCAGGUGGAGCUCAGUAAAGAGGAAGUGACACAGAAACUCAACACUGCCACCCGCAGCAUGGAGCAUCUGAAUGGUUUGCUGCAUGAGACUGAAGCCACCAACGCUGUGCUGAUGGAGCAGAUCACUCUGUUGAAGAGUGAAGUGCGGCGACUGGAGCGUAAUCAGGAGAGAGAGAAAUCUGUGGCUAAUCUGGAAUAUUUUAAGAAUGUGUUGUUGCAGUUCAUCUUCCUGCGGUCGGGCAGCGAGCGUCAGGCGUUACUCCCCGUCAUUCACACCAUGCUGCAGCUCAGUCCAGAAGAGAAGAAUAAACUGGCUGCCAUCGCUCAAGGCGAGGAGGAGUCUGUCAGCUCCAGAGGGUUAGGGUGGACGUCGUAUCUGCACAGCUGGUCAGGGAUCAGAUAAAAACACACUGACCCCCACAUCAGUAAAGGACAUCGUCCAUAUGAAGGAAUAGAAGUGACCAUCACCAGCACAUCACCUCUCUCUCUCGUUUGGCUUAUUUAUCUGUAUUUAUUCUCAUCUUGUUGCACAAGCGUGGGUGUUGCUUGAUUUCAUAUCAACUGUGAACAUGUACUUUUGUAUUGAAACACUCUCAUUAUCAGAUCAGGGGUUUCUCAUGUGGAGGCAGCAGAAUGUAUUUAUUACAAGAACAUGAUUCUAGAAGUGAAAGAUUAACGGUAAAUUGUUCAAAUCUGCUGGUACAAACAAUGUUUGAUUGUUGAAGGUUUAGCUGGUGUAAGUUUCUUUUAAUGCUUGUGAAUCUGAAAGCGUCGCUUUCUCUACUCGGUUCUUUUCUGUUGCUUGUCAAUGUUGUAUAUUGGUGCACUGAAAAUAAAUGAUACAUAAAAGAGAA
This is a messenger RNA of Triplophysa rosa, 4996 nucleotides long. RefSeq names its product GRIP and coiled-coil domain-containing protein 2. Gene Ontology annotation, cellular component: Golgi apparatus. Gene Ontology annotation, biological process: late endosome to Golgi transport. NCBI's taxonomy places the organism in Eukaryota, Metazoa, Chordata, Actinopteri, Cypriniformes, Nemacheilidae. The record is from RefSeq and is a predicted model, not a curated record. The transcript is spliced from 23 exons. The coding region runs from base 160 to 4545 and encodes 1461 amino acids.